This is a messenger RNA of Ogataea parapolymorpha DL-1, 639 nucleotides long. RefSeq names its product Mitochondrial asparaginyl-tRNA synthetase. The coding region runs from base 1 to 639 and encodes 212 amino acids. Lineage: Eukaryota; Fungi; Ascomycota; Pichiomycetes; Pichiales; Pichiaceae. Gene Ontology annotation, biological process: asparaginyl-tRNA aminoacylation. Gene Ontology annotation, cellular component: mitochondrion. The record is from RefSeq and is a predicted model, not a curated record. Gene Ontology annotation, molecular function: asparagine-tRNA ligase activity; ATP binding. The transcript has a single exon.
AUGUUAGAGGCAGAGAUAGCUUUUAUUGACGACGUGAGCCAAUUGACUCGAUUCUCAGAAGAGAUGCUGCGCUACGUAGCUCGCACCCUUCAAAACAGUGGGUUCGAUGAAUUUUCUGAGGAGACUAAACAACGUUGGGACAUGCUGGCAAAUGGCACUUACACUCAAAUCACUUACUCAGAAGCUAUAGAUCUCGUGCGCCAAAAUUCAACCAACUUCAAGACAGUUCCAAUGUGGGGAGACAGCCUGGGCUCUGAGCACGAAAAGUGGCUUGCUGGCGAAUAUUAUAAGGGCCCUGUGUUCGUGACGAACUAUCCUGAAGACCAAAAACCUUUUUACAUGAAAAAAAACAAUGAUGGUAAAACCGUGGCUUGUUACGAUUUGCUGAUUCCACAAAUUGGAGAGCUAAUUGGCGGUUCUUUGAGAGAGCAUGAUCUGCAAAAAUUGGAGCAGGAGACUGCUGACCGGCAAAUGGAUAUUGGUCCGCUACAAUGGUACCUUAACCUCAGAAAGAACGGAAGCGUGCCACAUGGAGGGUUUGGCAUGGGUUUUGAAAGAUUACUCCAAUAUAUGAGUGGAGCUGAGAAUAUACGCGACACCAUCCCAUUUCCUAGAACAACAAAUCAUUGUGCAUGUUAG